This is a messenger RNA of Saprolegnia parasitica CBS 223.65, 1544 nucleotides long. RefSeq names its product heat shock protein HslVU. The coding region runs from base 36 to 1487 and encodes 483 amino acids. NCBI's taxonomy places the organism in Eukaryota, Oomycota, Saprolegniomycetes, Saprolegniales, Saprolegniaceae. Gene Ontology annotation, cellular component: HslUV protease complex. The transcript has a single exon. The record is from RefSeq and is a predicted model, not a curated record. Gene Ontology annotation, molecular function: peptidase activity; ATP binding; ATP hydrolysis activity.
CUCGAUAAGUAAGGAAAACGAAGGAAGGAAGAAGGAUGCUGCGCCCUGCCAUGAGCCGUCUCUCGGGCAUGCGCGCCCUCCAGGGUGGCCGCGCCAUGUUCUCCACGGCCGGCCUCACGCCCGAAGUCGCGUCGCCGGCGUCGUCGCACGUCAACAUUGUCGUCGAAGAGACGUCGCACGACGAUCUUGGCCGCAAGCUCAAGCCCAAAGAGGUCGUGGACCAGCUCGACAAGCACAUCAUUGGCCAGAACGACGCCAAGAAGGCCGUAGCCGUUGCGCUCCGCAACCGCUGGCGCCGCCAGCAGCUGCCUGACCACUUGCGCCCCGAAGUGUCGCCGAAGAACAUCUUGAUGAUUGGUCCGACAGGGUGCGGCAAGACAGAGAUCGCGCGCCGCCUUGCCAAGCUGGCGCAGGCGCCGUUCGUCAAGGUCGAGGCCACCAAGUUCACGGAGGUUGGCUUCCAUGGCCGCGACGUUGACCAGAUCAUCAAGGACCUUCUUGAGAACUCGAUCCAGCUCGUCAAGAAGACGCGCAUGGAGAAGGUGCGCAAGGACAUCCAGCACGUCGUGGAGCAGCGCAUUGUGGACGCGCUGGCCGGUCAGCACUCUGGCGCACAGUCGCGCCAGUCGUUCCUCAACCUCUUGCGCGCUGGCGAGAUGGAAGACCGCGAGAUCACGAUCGACGUCCGGAGCCCUGCCGCGACGACGACCACGAUCUCGAUGGACUCGUCCGGGAAGCUCAACAACAUGAACGAGCUCAUGAAGGCUGUCUCGGGCAAGAAGCUCGAGAAGAAGAAGACGACGGUGUCGGAGGCGCGCCCGAUCAUGGAAGAGAUGGAGCUCGAGAACGCCAUCGACAUGGGCGACGUGGUCAAGGAGGCCAUCUCGGAAGCCGAGGAGAAUGGUAUCGUGUUUAUUGAUGAAAUUGACAAGAUCUGCUCCAACGGCAGCUACCGCGGCGCCGAUGCGAGCGACGAAGGCGUCCAGCGCGAUCUGCUGCCGCUCAUCGAGGGCUCGACGAUCUCGACCAAGCACGGCAACGUCAACACGGACCACAUUCUCUUCAUCGGGUCGGGUGCCUUCCACGCCGUUAAGCCCAGCAACCUCCUCGCCGAGCUCCAGGGCCGGCUGCCGAUUCGCGUCGAGCUCAAGGGGCUCACGGAGCAAGACCUCUGGCGCAUCUUGACCGAGCCGGUCGCGAACCUCGUGCUGCAGCAGAAGGCGCUCAUGGCGACGGAGAAGGUCAACCUCGAGUUUGACGACGACGCGAUCCGCGAGAUUGCGGCCGUCGCGUACGCGAUCAACCAGACGAUCGAGAACAUUGGCGCGCGCCGGCUGCACACGGUGCUCGAGAAGGUCGUCGAGGACCUUUCGUUCGAGGCCGCCGAGUACCCGGAGAACCACACGGUGCACGUGACCAAGGAAAUGGUCCAGACGCGCGUCGGCUCGAUGCUCAAGAAGACGGAUCUCUCCAAGUUCAUUUUGUAAAUGGGCAAUUAAUCCAAAUUAACCGUGGCUUGUAAACGUCAUCGAUCGCUUGGCCGA